GUGUGUACAUCGUUUAGAGUCGACGGACGGUGAAUGGUCAGCGUGGAAUGAAUGGUCGGCCUGUGUAGGCAAUUGUGGUUUGGGCUCGAGAACAAGGGUUCGUGCAUGUGUUUCACCUCCGCCAACUGUUGGAGGUGUGCCAUGCUUUGGUAAAUCGUCUGAAAGUGAAGAAUGUCAGGCAGAGAGCUCUUUUUGUAGCCGAUUCCUUCAUCACGCUGAUAUUCUUGACGUCGAUGUACUGCAAUCAAUACAAUAA
Molecule: messenger RNA, 256 nt
Organism: Cooperia oncophora
Lineage: Eukaryota; Metazoa; Nematoda; Chromadorea; Rhabditida; Trichostrongylidae
Source: the annotation of a GenBank genome assembly